This is a messenger RNA of Nipponia nippon (crested ibis), 1458 nucleotides long. NCBI's taxonomy places the organism in Eukaryota, Metazoa, Chordata, Aves, Pelecaniformes, Threskiornithidae. The record is from RefSeq and is a predicted model, not a curated record.
AUGACUUGUGUUUUUUGUCUUACUUUCCAGCUGGCCUGCUGCUGCGGUACUGCCGCCUGUGCCUUGUGCUGCAAAUGCUGCCCCAAGAUAAAACAGUCAACCAGCACCCGCUUCAUGUAUGCGCUUUACUUCAUCCUGGUGACUAUCAUCUGUUGUGUCAUGAUGUCAACAACAGUGGCUAAUGAAAUGAAAACGCACAUUCCCUUCUACAAGCAGAUGUGCAAGGGUAUUCAGGCGGGUGAGAUGUGUGAGAAGUUGGUGGGAUACUCUGCAGUGUACAAAGUCUGUUUUGGAAUGGCCUGUUUCUUCUUUUUGUUCUUCUUGUUCACCAUCAAAAUCGACAGCAGCAAAAGCUGCCGAGCAUACAUUCAUAAUGGAUUCUGGUUCAUUAAACUUAUACUUCUGGCAGCAAUGUGCUCAGGAGCCUUCUUCAUUCCCGAUCAGGACACUUUCCUCAAUGCCUGGCGCUACGUAGGAGCAACAGGAGGUUUCCUUUUCAUUGCCAUUCAGCUCAUCCUGCUUGUUGAGUUCGCACACAAAUGGAAUAAAAAUUGGACUGCAGGUGCAAACCAUAAGCAGAUGUGGAGUGGUUUGCUCGCCCUGGUCACUCUCAUCUUGUACUCCGUUGCUGUGGCAGCCCUGGUCCUCAUGGCUCUUUUCUACACGCGCUCAGAGGGCUGCAUGUACAACAAGGUCCUGAUUGGUGUUAACGGUGGCCUGUGCCUCUUUGUGUCGCUGGUGGCGAUAUCGCCCUGUGUCCAGAAUCGCCAGCCCCAUUCUGGUUUGCUGCAGUCAGGAGUUAUCAGCUGCUACGUUAUGUACCUCACUUUCUCAGCACUAUCCAGCAAGCCACCAGAAACUAUCCUGGAUGAAAACAAUCAGAACAUCACAAUCUGUGUACCUGAAUUUAGCCAAGGCCUGCAUAGAGAUGAAAACCUGGUUACUGGCCUGGGUACUACCAUUUUGUUUGGCUGCAUUUUAUAUUCUUGUUUGACCUCAACAACACGUGCAAGCUCAGAGGCACUGAGGGGACUAUAUGCAACACCUGAAACUGAAGUAGCUCGUUGCUGCUUUUGCUGCAUGCCUGAUGGAGACGCUGAUGCUGAAGAGCACGUUGAAAAAAGGAGAGGCCAGACUGUGAUUUAUGAUGAGAAGAAAGGCACAGUGUACAGUUAUGCCUACUUCCACUUCGUUUUCUUCUUGGCUUCGCUCUACGUGAUGAUGACAGUAACUCAUUGGUUCCAUUAUGAAAGUGCUCAGAUUGAAAAAUUCUUCACCGGAACCUGGUCCAUCUUCUGGAUUAAGAUGGUCUCCUGUUGGGUUUGUGUCUGUCUGUACUUAUGGACUCUUAUUGCUCCACUCUGUUGCCCAACCAGAGAGUUCUCAGUGUGAACACUCAGAAGGUCCUUCUGUGUUUUUCUCUUUUCCUUUUUUUUUUUUUCCUCCUGUUACAAAUAA